UGUGUGCCCAAUUAGUUCGUGACCCUCCGACCAGGUACAAGUAUCAUCUGGCACUGAUUGUCGUUGUGGACAAGGAGAACUACACCCACAUCGCGAUGCAGGCCCUGCUCUCCAGCGAGCGGACGGAGGACUUUGAAUUCCUUUUCCGGGAGUUCAGGUCACUGAUCGGGGGUGCGCAGCCAGAGGUGAUAUUCACUGAUAAUGACGCGGCUGCGAUGGCGGGAAUCGAGAAGGAGAGCCCGGCGUCGCGUGGCAAGGUGUGCGUGUUCCACAUGGACGAGAACUUGAGGAAGCAUGGCAAGGGUCUCGGAGAGGGCGUCCUUGCGGCGGUGAUCGGACUGUUUCACAAGGCGGCAUAUUCUCAAACCGAGGAGAUGUUCCUUCAGCGCAAAGAGGAACUCUUCAAGCUGUUAGAUCCGGGCCGCCACAUGUACACCUACAUUACUGAGUGCGUUUUCUCCCCCAAGUGGGUCCAGCGGUGGGCGAAGUACGUGCACCCUGGGCUCCCCACGCUCGGCAUUUCCUCCACGCAGCGAGUGGAAUCGACCAACGGCGCUUUGAAGCCGGCCAUGACGAGGACCGGGACUAUGGUCGACGUACACCGGGCCAUCAGCGGCAAAGUCAGCGACGACGUGAACAAAACGAAAACGCAAACCACCGGGGGGCCGAUCCAACGCGUCCGUGUCCCGACGCAGUCGUCCUUUGGGGAUGUGAGGGACAGCUGGCUCGCCGACUUUAAGUUCGUCCACGAUGGCAUGCUCCACGCGGGCUGCAGCGCGUUCGCAAUGAAGGACAUGUCCGACGAGGCGUUGGCGGCUGUUGGGUACAGCGCCGAGACCCUGGCGACGGGUAACGACGAUGUUCACCGCCUGCUGACCGACUUCGUGGCGAACCCGCCUCAGGCGGGGCUGCUGUACGAGACCGACGUAGGCGAUGUCACCCUCGCCACCCGGACCUCCAUCGAGUUCUUCGCGGAGUUGCUGAAGGACCAGGUUCUCGAUCGACUCGUGCGCGUCUCGCGAUCCUUUGGGGACCAAACCAAGUACUGCCAACUCGUCGCUCUUGGACCCGACGGCUUCUUCCUGUGCACGUGCUUGAGGAUCCUCGUGGACGGUCUCGGCUGCCGCCAUGCCCUCCGGGCUAUGCGCGGCACGGAUCUCGGCUUCACCGGAGCGUGUAUUGCACCCCGCUGGCGUGACGGCAUUAUGCCGUGGACGAUGGGACGGCUCGCCGCCAAGCCCGCGGUGGCGGCGACGACGGAUGCGGGGGGAGAGAUGCCGCCCCCACCUGCGGAUGCCAGCGCUUUCUCCCGCUUCUCCCACUCCAAAUCCACGGUGAGAGCUAGCGCGUGGGCCAGCUGCUGCGCCUGGGGCAAGGAGCUGGCAACCAUCACAGCACCGAUCGACAACGUCGCCGGCAUCACACGCAUCCUGGACAACCUCACCAUCCACGCGCGCCAGCUGGUCGACGUGGAAUUGAGGUCGCAACACAACGCGUCCACGACCCGGGUGUUCAAGGGAGUCGUUACCAGGUCUACGCCCGCCCCCGAUCCGCCGGAGGGAGGGGGAGUGGGAAUGACGCCGAGCGGGGAUUCUGGGAAACGGAAGCACGGAGCGACCGCCCGGGGGGGGGCAGGGGACGUGGCCGGGGCCGCUCGGCAGGGAGAGGUGGAAGAGGAGGGGCGGGCGCUGUUGUUCCAGCGGUGGGCGCUCCAAGCCCUGGCGGGGGGCUUCCGGCCUUGCAACAGGCGGCCGGGGCUAACGCCACCAGCGGGGGAGGGGGAGAGGGACGCGCUUGUGUCUCAGCCGGGGGGCGUCCGGCCGGUGCCAUCAGCGCGGGGGGGGGGGGCGUCGCCGUUCCAAUCCCUGAGUAACGCACCUCGUGGCGGGGUGAGGCAGGCUUUGCUAGGUCUCGCUUCCACGGCAUUCGACUCGGCAAGCUCCUGUGCGCCCGAGAAUUUCCAGCAAUCGAGACUGAACGGAGCAAUGUGGCAGAGCGUCAACCACGGCCAUCCUCUGCCUCCAGCGCCCGACCAGCUCGCUGUCCUCGAGGACGUGCAAGCGCCCCAGCGCCAGAAACACACGGGCCCGUCCAAGAGACGAACCUCCACGCGACAACGGGACGCUCGUGGGGGGGGACAGCAUGUAAUCCAAGGAGGUGCUGCAGGCGCGUGGGGGGGACAAGGAGGUGCCGCAGGCUCUUGGGGGUCGUAG
Messenger RNA from Ectocarpus sp. CCAP 1310/34, 2213 nucleotides. NCBI's taxonomy places the organism in Eukaryota, Phaeophyceae, Ectocarpales, Ectocarpaceae. The record is from the annotation of a GenBank genome assembly.